GCUAGGAGGUUAGGGUGCAAACACCAGGCCCUAAGGAGCCGCUCUUUGGUCUGUGAACACCAUCACGACUUGAUUCAGUAGUAUUCUUCCACAAACCAGGCCAAAAUGGCCGUUGACGCGCUCUCCAGCGAGCUUGCCUUCAAGGCUCAUGUGGACGCUGCCAAGCGCGACUACAUUUGCGAGCCGCACCUUGAGUACCGCACUGUGGCUGGUGUGAGCGGUCCCCUGGUGGUGGUGGAAUGCGUCAAGAAGCCCAAGUACGCUGAGAUUGUGGAGAUCAGGCUGGGCGAUGGCAGCCUUCGCCGCGGUCAGGUGCUGGAGGUCGACGGCACUCGCGCGGUGGUGCAGGUGUUCGAGGGCACCUCGGGCAUUGACAACCGCAAGACGAGCCUGGAGUUCACCGGCGAGGUGCUGACCACGCCUGUCUCGCGUGAUAUGCUCGGCCGCGUGUUCAACGGCUCGGGCAAGCCCAUUGACGGCGGCCCCCCGAUUCUGGCUGAGCAGUUCCUGGACAUCACCGGUGCCUCCAUCAACCCCGCUGAGCGCACCUACCCCGAGGAGAUGAUCCAGACGGGUAUCUCCACCAUUGACGUGAUGAACUCCAUCGCGCGUGGCCAGAAGAUUCCCCUGUUCUCGGCGGCCGGUCUCCCCCACAACGACAUUGCCGCCCAGAUUUGCCGUCAGGCCGGUCUGGUGAAGCUGCCCGCGGGCCAGAAGAAGCACGGCCACGCCGGCGGCCAUGGUGAUGAGGACGGCGGCGACUCGUUCGCCAUCGUGUUCGCGGCCAUGGGUGUCAACAUGGAGACUGCGCACUUCUUCAAGCAGGACUUCGAGGAGAACGGCUCGCUGGAGCGCACGGUGCUGUUCCUGAACCUGGCCAAUGACCCCACCAUUGAGCGCAUCAUCACGCCGCGUAUCGCGCUGACCACCGCCGAGUACCUGGCCUACGAGUGCGGCUACCACGUGCUGGUCAUCCUGACCGACAUGUCCUCUUAUGCCGAUGCGCUGCGUGAGGUGUCGGCCGCGCGUGAGGAGGUGCCCGGUCGCCGCGGCUACCCCGGUUACAUGUACACUGACUUGGCCACCAUCUACGAGCGCGCCGGCCGUAUCGAGGGCCGCAAGGGCUCCAUCACGCAGCUGCCCAUUCUUACCAUGCCCAACGACGACAUCACCCACCCCAUUCCCGACCUGACGGGCUACAUCACGGAGGGCCAGAUCUACAUUGACCGCCAGCUGCACAACCGCCAGAUCUACCCGCCCAUCAACGUGCUGCCGUCGCUGUCGCGUCUCAUGAAGUCCGCCAUCGGCGAGGGCAUGACCCGCAAGGACCACUCGGAGGUGUCCAACCAGCUGUACGCCAACUACGCCAUCGGCAAGGACGUGGCGGCCAUGAAGGCCGUGGUGGGUGAGGAGGCGCUGAGCAGCGAGGACCUGCUGUACCUGGAGUUCCUGGAGAAGUUCGAGAAGAAGUUCGUGGCGCAGGGCCCCUACGAGAACCGCACCAUCUUCAACUCGCUGGACCUGGCCUGGUCGCUGCUGCGCAUCUUCCCGCGCGAGCUGCUGCGCCGCAUCACCGUCAAGACCCUGGAUGACUGGUACGAGCGCAAGGAGGACCACUAAGCGGCUGUUGCCGCGGGCCCUGAUUCGGGGGACCUGGUGCAGAGGAGUCAUUUUUGAUGGCGGGAAGGAGUGGCAACGAGUAGGCGGCGGCGGUUUGAUUUGAAGCAUUUGUGAAUGAUGGCUACGAGGGGUUGGCGGCUCUUCUAUGGGAGGAGGGCCAUGCAAGGUGUGAGUGAUGCGUGCGAAUUGAGCGAUGGGGACAAGGGGUGAGAGCGUACGUGAGGGAAGCAUACACUGUGAUGGGGAAUCUGUGCAGGGCCUGAGCGCCCUUCCAAUGAGUCCGAACAGUUUUGACGUUUGCCUCUUGGCAAUUACGCUGCACGGGUGCGCCGACAAGGAAUGGACGUGAGUGGGAUCGAGCACUUACACUGACUGUUACACCGCAUACACCGGAUACGUUUCCGGUUUCCUUCGACUGACGCGCUAAGCAGUCAAACACCUAAGCAUGACCAUCACGGCAGAAAGAAAUAGCUCGCAUGCUCCGUCUGGCAUAACCAUCCAAACCAACCAAACGACAAAGGUCACCGCUUCAAGAACAGAGUCCAGUUGAAGCGCCGCUCUUGCGUAGUCCACCCAACAACACGUCACAGAACCCUGCGCGUGGGUUUGUGAGCUCGAGGCCCAGCUGUAUCUACCCUGUGUUCACGUUGAUACCCAUCGCCUGUCAAGCCCCAACCUAAUAGCCUUCAGCUGCUGCCCUGCAGCCUUAAAAGUCGCGGUCUCUCUUUCUGUCGCAACCCUCCGCCCCCGCAGCAGUGCUGCGCCAGCUGCAAAGCGCCACAGCAUAUGUCCGGGGUGUCUUGCUCAAGAGCACUCCAAACGCGGGCAGCUGUCGCAGCGCAUUCAUGUGACCCAUGCUUAGCUCUCAGCUGGGCACAUGCCUGCCGGCGGUGCUGCUGAGCCGUCCGCUCAGUGCUGCGCGACGUCGGCGUACGUGAGGCGCUUCGAGAGGUCGAACAUGUGCGCCACGCCCUCCUCGGGGGUGCCCACCAGCACGCCGUGGCCCAGGUUGAGGAUGUGGCGCUGGCCGCCCCCCUUGCGCAGGCAGUCGCGCACGGCGUCCUCGAUGGCGUCCUGAAGCGUUACGGAGGGGAUUUGAGGCUACAAGUCAGGCAUUGUGCUGGAGCUGCUAGGCGGCGGGGCGAUGCGGUCAAUUGCGGG
Messenger RNA from Chlamydomonas reinhardtii, 2781 nucleotides. RefSeq lists its product as uncharacterized. The record is from RefSeq and is a predicted model, not a curated record. The transcript is spliced from 10 exons. Gene Ontology annotation, biological process: ATP metabolic process; proton transmembrane transport. Gene Ontology annotation, molecular function: ATP binding; proton-transporting ATPase activity, rotational mechanism. Gene Ontology annotation, cellular component: proton-transporting V-type ATPase, V1 domain. NCBI's taxonomy places the organism in Eukaryota, Viridiplantae, Chlorophyta, Chlorophyceae, Chlamydomonadales, Chlamydomonadaceae. The coding region runs from base 106 to 1620 and encodes 504 amino acids.